Medicago truncatula (barrel medic) is the source of this 429-nucleotide messenger RNA. Its product is annotated as mitochondrial import receptor subunit TOM20-1. The transcript has 4 exons. Bases 1 to 429 code for a protein of 142 amino acids. The record is from RefSeq and is a predicted model, not a curated record. Gene Ontology annotation, biological process: protein insertion into mitochondrial outer membrane. Lineage: Eukaryota; Viridiplantae; Streptophyta; Magnoliopsida; Fabales; Fabaceae. Gene Ontology annotation, molecular function: protein binding. Gene Ontology annotation, cellular component: mitochondrial outer membrane translocase complex.
AUGGCUGAAAAAACCUACAAGAAAACUCCUCGUGAUGCCGAGAAUUUGACUCGAUGGGCUGUUGCUUUGUUACGAUUAUCCUCGGAUCAGUCUUUUCCUGAUUCAUUACAUACCGUUGAAGUCUCUAUUUUAAAGCUUCUUGAGGCUUUUCCUCUCAAUCCCAAAAACUUGGAUGUUCUUUGGCUGCUUGGAAUGGCUUUCACUGAGCAGGCAAUUUUAACCCCAGACGAUAAUGACGCUGCAGCUGUUUACUUCAAACGAGCUUUUCGUCAGGAUCCUUCCAAUCCAUCUUACCAAUUCUCAUCCGAACUCGCUGAUUUUAAGUAUCAUGAGCAAACCCGAGGGCUUUGUCCUCGUACAAAGAUUCGUGGUCCUUCUUGGCCUUCUUCUGCACAAAAGGUAACUAGACAUUCAAAUUUCUCUUGCUAG